CUCUUCAUCCAUAGUUUGUGCUACUGAUUCCACUCACACAAUUAUCUUAUAAAAUACAGACGUUACUUAGAAAAGAAGAUGAUAACACCCUAUACGUGUCCUUACGCCAAUCUAGUCGCGCAUGUUAGUCCACGAAUUAACUCUGCCAAGUCAUUGGCUUUCCUGGCUCAGGCAACCCAAUCAUUCCACUGACUGAAUGAAAGAAGGCUAGAACUGACAUAAGACUUUAAAACAAAGCAAAAUAAGAUCACCUAAAACAUUUUCCUUUGUUCAACAAGUCAAGAUGAAAACAUCGACACUGUGAGAGGCAGAAAUGCAGUAACGCAGUUUAAUAGUGAUGCUAUUGAUGUUAUUUGGAAAUUCCCGAAAUCAUUUUAUGAUUUUUCCAACGUCAGCCAUAUUGUAAAAAAAAAAAGACAUCAAUAAUAUUUGCUGUAUAAAGGUAUAUAAAGUUAGCCUACAUAUAAUCAAGGUUACAAUGUCAAGAGGAAAGUUGAAACCAGAAGACGAAAGAUGUAUUCAAACAAAUUAUGUGUACUUGAAGGAAAACUUAAACGCCUUGGAUAUCGUCGACUACUUGUACCAACAUUCUGUUAUAACUCUGGAUGACAAACAAAACAUUUCAAAGCUGGACUUUCAAGGCCAGACAGAAACGAAGUACUUUUAAGCACUCUGCUUAACGCAGGUCCUGGAGAUGCCUUCAAGUACUUCUUAGCAUCAUUAUCCAAACAGUAUGUACAUGUACAGAAAAAGAUUCAAAAUAAAGAAGGUAGAACAGUUGACUCAGGAGAGCAGCAAACCCAAUCCCUAUUGAACAAACUAGCAGAUAAAGACAGAAUUAUUGCGAACUUAAAAAAGGAAAAUGAAGGUCUGAAAAUUGAUCUAAGUACGAAAAAAAUGGAGAUUGAAAAGCUUACGAAGGAUUUGAAGACUACAAACGAAGACCUGAAAUAUCAAAAGAGCGAAAACGUGAAACUACUGGACCAGUUAGCUGAAGCAUUAAAAAACGUAGACAGCUUGAAAGAAGAAUUAAAAAAUGGACGCAGUGCAACAGACGAAUUCCAAUUAUCAAUUGGUGAUGGAAAGAAAACAACUGUGUUUGGUAAACAUGAUCUAGAGAUUCUUUCAAAGAGCAAUGCUGAUGUACAAGAAGAAGCUGCUGGUUGUCUCAAGCACCCUGAACAUACUGAAUCAAUUCCAAAUGAAACAUUUAGUAUCAAUGACCUACCAGCUGGAUACCGAAACGAGCUCGUGUAUAAAUGUAUUAAAAUUUUGGCCGAUCUAACAGUCAGAAUAGCUGUUAGUACGACAAGCUUAGACAGGCCUGAAUUUAUACCAGGAACCACCUGCCCAUAUUAUUUUCGUGAUACAAGAGGUGAGAGUGUAACUAGAACUGGGACUGGGUUUGUUGUCAAUACGGUAAGGCUGGACUGUACAAACAAAAGUCUAAAUGCAUGCUCGUGUACUAAAUGUCUCCAGUCAGAAACUCCCAGCAAACGUUUCUGGAGAGUACGUGUUAUAACACCUCCUGCUUUAGUGUAUGACUUAACUGAAGCAAGACACACGACAGUAAGGCUGUUCUACGAUACAAAUGAUAGCCCGGGCUUUAUUCUCGACAACUGUGUGUACUUUGAAGUUAAAGCCGAAACAAAUUUAUUGGAAUUUGAUACAUGUGACAUUGAUAAUUGCCCUAAUCUCGGUUGGAAAUGUAAGGAGUUUAUUAAGUACCGUGAACAAAUGUCAAACUAUCUUGUCAACAAAAACCAUGACACAAUUUUUAUUGUUUCGCAUCCUCAUGGAAAUGUUAAAAGAGUCUCGAUUGGGAAACUUCAAUUCUCGAGUAGCAUUGACGAAUGCUUCAGUAAAAUCAUCUACACAGGAGAAACGUGUCCAGGCAGUACAGGAGCACCUGUGUAUCAGAUUGGAAAAGAAAAUCUAAGAAUCCACCAAGGAACCUCGCUAAAUGGCUUGAACUACAGCACCUCGUUCAGACACUAUAGAGGUAAUGGAAGAUCCCAAAGUGCAUCCGAUUGUCUUUUAUCUUGACGAAAACGUUUGCUAUAUCUAAUAAUGAACAGGGCUAAUUCAAGAUAUUUACUACUGAAGUUUACAAUAGGUUGGGUGACGUAAGACGCGAAAGUUUUUGCGUACUAAGCUGAUCCACCAUCUUGUAGGUAUUAUUUACUUUAGUAACUACUCAAGCUGUUUUUUUUCCAAACUUUUGACAUAACUGUACCACUAUUAUAAUUUUUGUAACGCUAAGCACACCUCACUCCCUUUCCAAUGUACUUGCAUGACACGAAUGAAAUUGUUUGUGCUGAUAUGUCAGAUUAUAUCAUUUGGUUUCCUGCUUGUUAAUUUUAAUCUGAGAUGCUGCUCCACGUCUAAUUGUCUGUUCCUUUUUUUUGUUCAACUUUACGUCUACAAGUGUUGAAAAACCAGCUGAAGUUGUAAAAGACAAGAUGUAUUUCAGAACUUUAACUCUGUUAAAGUCAGGUACACACGUUGUAUUUGUAGCAGGAAUAAUGUUGAAGUGCACUCCUUAACAAACAUUGUUUAAUUUUUAAGACACCAUCUAAAGCAGCGGUUCUCAACCUUUUAAGCUCAGCGACCCCUUUUUACAAUCCCCCACUCUGCUGCGACCCCCCCCCCAUACACAAAUACAGAAUUGUAGGGUAGACAAUAACAAUCCAUAUUUUCGAUGGUCUUAGGCGACCCCUGGCAAAUGGUCAAUCGACCCCCAAAGGGGUCGCGACCCACAGGUUGAGAACCCCUGAUCUAAAGCCAAUGUUAACAAUGAUUCUUUUUCCGUAUGUUACAAACUGUCUGUCACGGAUGCUGUGUUAGAGUUAGAUGUUAUCCAUUCAAUAGUUUCUGUAUAAAUGAGGGAGAUAAUUAGAGAACUUUCAAAAUACUUUGUUAUGCAUUUUAGAGUAUCAGUUUUACUUGUUGAAAUUAUCAUCAGCUCAUGAUGAAAGGGAGACAAGUAAUUUCUCCAUUACCAACUGUCUUUCGUCCUACAUUUAGUUUUAGCAAUGGCAGCGUUCACACUUUAUCUUGAAGGUGAACCAAUGAAUCGUUCUUCGCCUUGUCAAGAUAAGCUGAGAUAAUUUAAGACAAAGAAUAUAUCUGCGAUGUAUUCUAGUUUACAGAGCCAUUUCUAGUCAUGCAAACCAUUUCGAAACCAAAAUCUUUUAUUAACUCUUUCUCUCCGUAAUUAUUUUUUUCACGUUACAAUGCCAAUCACAAUUUGGCACCUUACUAUUUCACUCCCCUGUUAUAUUUAAGCUUCAAUAGCUUUGUUUGUGAUCAGAAAAUGUUGUAUUUGGUAUAGAAGUAAAGAGAAAUGCAUGCUCUUUUUUUUACAACACAAAGUUCAAGUUUAUAAAAUAAAACAUUAGUUUAUUUUAAUGAGGUCAAAAACCAACGAUGGUAUCGUCGAUCAGGAGAGAAAGAGUUAAGAAAACAUAAUAGGUUUUGUGUUAAAGUGCAGCUAUGUAUAUAUACAUUAAUCACUCAGAUAAACAACGAACAAUCUAGGUAUUACUACUUUCAUUGUUCUCAUACAUUUGCAAAAAAACAAAAGGCGUGUAUUCAUUGAAAGGGCUUUAAUGUAGUUCACUUUUUCCACGCUUUCAUGUAGAACUUUCAACAGCUCAGCGGUCAUCUUCCGUGUUGCUAAAGACUUUCUGUGUAUGCAACAAUCUGUGGACAUGACAUUUAGGGCAACAUGUUAAAUUCAUGCCACGAGUCCUUUAUUAAUGCUGAUCAUAAUUUUUUGCUCCAUCUGUGCUUUUUCCAAAAUAAAUCUAUUCAAAAUCAA
Molecule: messenger RNA, 3823 nt
Organism: Biomphalaria glabrata
Lineage: Eukaryota; Metazoa; Mollusca; Gastropoda; Planorbidae
Exons: 9
Coding region: 898-2046 (382 amino acids)
Source: RefSeq, a predicted model, not a curated record